Messenger RNA from Schizosaccharomyces osmophilus, 321 nucleotides. RefSeq names its product 60S ribosomal protein L36/L42 (gene rpl42). Lineage: Eukaryota; Fungi; Ascomycota; Schizosaccharomycetes; Schizosaccharomycetales; Schizosaccharomycetaceae. Gene Ontology annotation, biological process: translation. The transcript has 2 exons. Gene Ontology annotation, cellular component: cytosolic large ribosomal subunit; ribosome. Gene Ontology annotation, molecular function: structural constituent of ribosome. The record is from RefSeq and is a predicted model, not a curated record. Bases 1 to 321 code for a protein of 106 amino acids.
AUGGUGAACAUUCCCAAGACUCGUAAGACUUACUGUCCUGGUAAGAACUGCCACAAGCACACCUUACACAGAGUCACUCAAUACAAGAAGGGUCCCGACUCUAAGGUUGCUCAAGGUAAGCGUCGUUAUGACCGCAAGCAAAGUGGUUUCGGUGGUCAAACCAAGCCCGUCUUUCACAGAAAGGCCAAGGUUACCAAGAAGGUUGUCCUUCGUUUGGAAUGUGUUGCUUGCAAGUACAAGAACCAAAUCAGCUUGAAGCGUUGCAAGCACUUUGAGCUUGGUGGUGAGAAGAAGACCAAGGGUGCUGCUAUCCAAUUCUAA